GUUUUCUCUCCUCGUCCAGUGCCAUGGAUAUUCAUCUGCUUCAACUUGUCGUGCUGAUUAUGCAAGCAGAGCGUGAAAGGCGAUAUUAUUUCUAUUGCUGGCCCGGCUGCGGUCCAACAUCGUGUGUCCUUUUUGCGUAUAAUACAGGCUGGUUAUCAGCAAUGACUUACCCACUGCCAAGCAGUGCGACGUGCUUUUUGUCUGGUCGUCGGCGAUGUUGUGUCCGGCAUACGGUGACGAUCCGCUCCCUGAACAGAGGCAUGAGGAAUCAUUCAAGAAAUGUGAUUGUUGUGAUUUUGUCUGAUUGGUGCAGGACCGCAGUGUCACUACACUGCAUGGCCUCGACUACCGGUGAGUACAUGCGCGUCUGUCAUCGCUUCGUGUGGAUAGGCAACUGUUACAGGACCUGGACUCGUUCGUCACGAAGGUCCCUACUUGGUUGUCAGCUUAUAUUUGGAGUAGAAGUGUACCCGAGAUGCCCGCCAACCGCAAAAUGUCCUAACAGCGCGGUAGUCCGCUAGUGUGUUCUUCUUCGAGUCCGCAAAUGCCGUACGUCGGUCCACUGAUCCACAACGAACCGCCUUGCUGCGUCCACAAUGCACAUACCAGGGGUACUAGCUGUAGUCCUCAAAUGUACGAUAUCCCCAUUG
Messenger RNA from Rhodofomes roseus, 650 nucleotides. RefSeq lists its product as uncharacterized. NCBI's taxonomy places the organism in Eukaryota, Fungi, Basidiomycota, Agaricomycetes, Polyporales, Fomitopsidaceae. The record is from RefSeq and is a predicted model, not a curated record. Bases 24 to 521 code for a protein of 165 amino acids. The transcript has 3 exons.